Arctia plantaginis is the source of this 1392-nucleotide messenger RNA. Lineage: Eukaryota; Metazoa; Arthropoda; Insecta; Lepidoptera; Erebidae. The record is from the annotation of a GenBank genome assembly.
AUGCCUCGCAAGUACGUGCGCAAAGUGGGGGCAAUCCCUCGGGGCGAAUGGACGGAAGAUGCGCUACGAGAAGCUUUUGAAGAAAUAAGGCAGAAUAAGUAUGGCUUGAAUGAAAUAUCUCGUCGUUAUGGAAUUCCUGCCAGGACCCUGAAAAGACGAUUCACAAAACAAGAUACUACGAAACUUACUUUAGGGAAACACCCCGUUCUAGACUUCGAUAACGAAAAACGGCUCGUCGCACACAUUCAGAAACUAGAAGCAGCUGGGUUUCCUGUGACACGAGAUACGGUACGAAGUUUAGCGUUUCAAUUUACUGAAAAACUUGGCAUUAAUCAUGACUUUAAUAAGGAGACAGGCAAGGCUGGACCUCAUUGGCUAAAAUCCUUUUUAGAACGCCAACCUACGCUUAGCGUUCGGCAAGCUGAAGAUGGGCAUUCUUCUCAUACGAACUCUGUCGAAAUGUUCGAGACUGCCGAAGAAAAUGGUAAAAUACUUUUUUGUCUGCCAAGCCACAGCACGCAAGCUUUACAACCCUUAGACCGUAGCUUUUUCAAGCCAUUUAAGACUUUUUAUGCAGCUGAGACGAGGAACUGGAUGCUUACAAACAAAGAAAAAAAAAUCAACCGUUUAAUAGCUGGCAGGCUAAUUGGUAAUGCAUGGAUUCGAGCGACUACGCCUUCUAAUGCUAUUUCGGGCUUUAGGUCUUGCGGUAUUUACCCUUACAAUCCGGCUGCUAUUCCAGAAAGUUUCUUUGCAAUCUCCGAUUUGUCAUCAAGCAAUCAACUCCGUGAUGAGCCACAAGAUAUCUUACCUGAAAAUACGUUUCAAUUACCUGGUCCCUCAUGUAGCAAUCAGUUGUUGCCAGAAUCAAACUGCAACAAGGUUUCAGGUUUGGCUGAAACUCAAAAUUCUACACUAACAAAUGUUGAUCAAACACAUGAUAAUUGUGGAAGUCAUGAUACAACGAGAGAAGAUUCUCCAUCUCUUCUUUCCCAAUCUCAUUGUCUGCAGCCAAAUGAAGAAGGCGUAAAGCAGACACCUAGCAAGUUUUUGCAAGAAUGUUCCCCUGUACCGAAAAUUCUGAUACCUUUAUACAAAAGAGGAAAACAAUCAGCUGCAGUAUUAAAUUCCAAAGAAAACAUAGCUAAUAAGAAAAUCAAAGGUAAAGCUACUCCUAACAUACCAUGCAAAAGUAGUAAAGUAAAAAGACCAAGGAAGAUGACAGAAAAAAGGCCAAGAGUAGCUUCAAAAGAGACAGAUUCAUCUGCCACAAAUGAUUCUGAUGAAUUUUUCAAAGAAAAUGAAUCUCAUGUUGACGUAAAACAGAAAAAUAUGAAGAGAGCUAAGAAAUUAAAAAUAAAAGAAAGAAAUGAAACUUCAAGCUUAAUGUGA